AUGCCACCAAAGCUCCAUCUAGUACGGCACGCACAAGGCUACCAUAAUCUUGGCCCUGAAUAUUGGAGUCUCGUUGAUCCGAUCCUGACUGAGGAAGGAAAGCGGCAGAGCUUGGAGCUGAGCCGUAGGUUUCCUUCCAAAGAUGCAAUCGAAUUAGUAUGUGCUUCGCCAAUGCGCCGAGCCAUUUACACCGGCCUAGAAGCGUUCGGUUCGGUCCUCGAAGAAAACCCAGAGAGAAAAUUGAUUGCCCUACCGGACCUACAAGAAGUCAGCGAUUUCCCUUGUGAUGUGGGAAGCGACAUUGCCAGUUUGCGCAAGGAGAUGGACGAAGCAAAGCUGCCAGUGGACUUAAGCUUUGUGGAAGAAGAUUGGACCAGCAAAGUAGGUAGAUACGAAGGGACAAUGGAAAAGCUUCGUACCCGCGCUCGAGAUGCUAGAAUUUGGCUGAAGAAUCGCCCGGAAAAAGAGAUUGCGGUCGUCAGCCAUGGCAACUUCUUACAUUUUCUAACUGACGACUGGGAGGAUGGCUGUAAACAUGACGCGACAUCCUGGACCAAUGUGGAAUAUCGAACCUAUGAAUUUGCCGAGGAGGAAAACGGCUCCCCUGAACAUUUGGAUGAUGCACCAUUACAAGAAACAACGGAUUCACGUCACCGACGUGGGAAAUUCAGUCCUUCACCUACGCGCGAGGCUCAAAAAGUGAUAUGCGAGCAGAUGCUCAUAGGCUGGGCAGAGCAGGGAUAUCCGGUUGGCACAUCGAAAGAGAAUACCUCUAUAGAAGUCAUUGAG
Molecule: messenger RNA, 789 nt
Organism: Penicillium nucicola
Lineage: Eukaryota; Fungi; Ascomycota; Eurotiomycetes; Eurotiales; Aspergillaceae
Product: phosphoglycerate mutase-like protein
Exons: 4
Cellular component (GO): cytoplasm
Molecular function (GO): phosphatase activity
Source: RefSeq, a predicted model, not a curated record